UAGUCGCGGCCACGUCCGGCUGCGCCCGGGCUCAGCCGCUUAGACGCGGCGGCCGCUGGCGGCGGGUUGGUGAGGCGGCGGCGAGCUAGAGCGCGCGCUGCAGCUCAGCUCCGGGGCGCAGACCAGCUGGGGGAAGCCAGGGAGCCCGGCUCGGGCAUCUCCGGGGUCAUGAUACACUGAAAAGAAACUCAAGGGGAAUCCGAGGGCAGCUGGAAACCAAGUUGCUGGGGCCACACAGGGGACAGGAAAGAUUAAGGAAAGUUAAUCAGAGUUUCUCCCUACACCUGCCUCGAAAUAAGAGCAUAUUUUAAUCAGAAAUUCCCCCUGUUCCACGGGUCACUAUGGAUGUGUGCAACAACGACCAGGAAAACAGAAGCACAGGAGAGGCGCAAGAUGUUGCUAUGAGGACAGAUUCACCAAAAAUGACUGAUGUGGAGUCUGUGAUCACCAAUUUUGCCUAUUCAGCAAGGACAGGUCGCCGCAAUGCUGUACCAGAGGUCCAGGGUAUAGCUGUGACUGCUGAAACUUCAGCAUUGCCUCCCAAAUUGGAGGCCCUCUCCUUGACAGAAGAUGCAAAGGAGAAAGGUGCAGGAACAACACAGGAUAAACUGGAAAAGCCCCCAAAUGAAGAAAAGUGAAGGAUCAUAACUUAUCAAAAGUGCUGAAUUUCUGCAUAUCAAAAGACUUGGUGGCUCUCCUUUCCUGAAAUAUUUGAUCUGGUAGUAACUGUGCUAACACUGCAGCCCUAAGCAACACGUGUAUAUUAGAUAAUUCUGUUGUGAUGCUACUCACUUGGAUUGCAACCAUGAUAUCUAAUGUAGGUUAUUAAACAGACAGAUUGCUUCCAAAUUGCACUAAAGAAAAAUUCUAGAAAAAGGUAUGGUCACUUAAAUGUAUGUCAUUAUCUAUAAAUCCAACAAAACCUACUCUUCUCUUGUGAAUUUACUUUACCGGAUUUUUUUUUUAAUUCCGUUUCUAUGGUAAUGGAUACAAUGUUUUUAGAAAAAAAAAUUGUACGAAACAUCAUUACUUUAAAACUUUAUGGAAUUUUUAGGAAAUCAUUUUUUGUUGUUAGAUCGAAUAACAGUCACAAAACAUAGGGAAGUGUGCUUGUUUUUAACCAAAAUGCGUCAACAUUUUUUCCAACUCUAAAAAAGAUGUAGAAAAUUAUUAAUGACUGAUAACAUAAACAUCUCUAAGGAUGAUUUUUGUUUCAUAAAUUUGAUUCAAGUCUAUGCAUACUGUGAUUUUUCAUGUGAACUUUUAAAAUGCAAAAAUCUGUGACUAACUGUUAACAUGAACCAUGCUAUUAAAUGAAUUUCACUCUUCCUCAA
Molecule: messenger RNA, 1334 nt
Organism: Erinaceus europaeus (western European hedgehog)
Lineage: Eukaryota; Metazoa; Chordata; Mammalia; Eulipotyphla; Erinaceidae
Gene: PKIB
Product: cAMP-dependent protein kinase inhibitor beta
Exons: 6
Coding region: 342-638 (98 amino acids)
Biological process (GO): negative regulation of cAMP-dependent protein kinase activity
Cellular component (GO): cytoplasm; nucleus
Molecular function (GO): cAMP-dependent protein kinase inhibitor activity
Source: RefSeq, a predicted model, not a curated record